UGACUGGCCCAUCUUACAGGGCUGGCCAUCACUACAUGUCGGGUCUUCCCUCAGGGGCCUGAGGCUUAUUGGCCAAGGCACUUGGCGGGGAUGGAAGCCUCGCUACCCUAUGGAUAACACUCAGGCAUACUGCCUGGGGAACUCUGGGCACAGCCUGGAACCACGACGAGGGAUGCGUGCCUGGAUGACCCUAGGUGUAAUGAGCCUGGGGUGUCUAGGCAUUUACACCAUCUUCAUUCUUCAGCCACCUUAGCUGCCCUGGGCUAAAGAAAGCCUGGGGCAGUCUUGGGUUUUCCAUUGAAAACUAUUUCAAUGGCCUGGAUGGAUCUGGGCCUCUUCCGGGUUUUUCUCCCCGGGGUUCGCCAUGCUGGAGGUUCCAGUGUCACCCGCCUGGUCAUCGUGGGACAUCAGCCUGAAAGAGUUCAGGCCUGAUGCCUGGAACUUUUCAGGCAUUGCCUGGAGUGCACUAGAAGCCAACUUGACUGGAAGAACAGUAUCCUGACUUGGGAUCUUCUCACAGGUCUCAUGCCUUGCCAGCUUAUUGGAAUAAGCUGGUCCAACCCAAACUGAGAACCUUAAGCUGGAAGCACAUCUCCGUUUGCUGCAGUCCUUCCUUCCUCACAUAUGGUGACUAAGCCAGAGUUACUCACAAGAACCCAGAUCCUAGGAAAAUGCAGAUCAUGUUGACUGGUUUCCUGAAUGGUAAGAAUGCCAGAAUCUUCAUGGGAGAACUGUGGGACCUCCUGAUCUCUGCCCAAGCAAGUCCAUCAGGUAUACCCAAACAGUUCCUAGAUCAGAAGAAGGAAGAACUGAAAAAGAAAAUGGAGGAAGAAGAGAGGCUACAAAAAAUACAGGAAGCAAGACGAGAAAGAGAUAAGGAAAAGGAAAAAGAUAAAGAGAGGGACCGAGAUCGUGAUAAGGACAGAGAGAAGGAUCGCAGAGACAGGAGAAGUCGUAGCAGAGACAGAUCGUCACGUGGGUCACGAAGGGACAGGUCACGUUCUCCUCGUUCAAAGGAUGACAAGAAGGAAUCCAAAAAGGAGUCUUCAAGGUGGGACAAGAAGGAUGAAUCAAGUAAGAAUAAAGAAGAAAAGAAAGAAACUAAUGGUGAUGUUUCAGCCAAGGAAAAGUCUGCAGCUACAAAAUCCCCGAAACAGGACCCUUCUUCACCUAAGCAGGAGGCUACAGUCAAACAGGAAAAGCCAGAGAUUUCUCCAAAGAAAGAGCGAAGUGAUAGGGACAGAGACAGAGGGGAAAGAGGACACUCGAGAGACAGAAAAAGUAGAAGAUCAAGAGGAAGAUCACCAAAGAAAGAGGAAGAUAGGAGGCGCAGAGGCUCUUCGAGAAAGCGUUCUCCUAGUCCUCGCAAGCACUCACCUCUUGUGCGCAAACGAUCACCCAGUCCUCGCAAACGAUCAGCUAGUCCACGCAAGAGAUCACCUAGUCCAAGGAAAAGGUCAGCCAGUCCUCGCAAGAGAUCUCCUAGUAUCCGAAAGCGUUCAGUUAGUCCACACAAAAGGUCGUCAUCUCCUCGGCCCAAGAUACGGAGGAGAACGCGCUCUCCAAGCUCAAAUUCAGAGUCUUCCAGCAGUUCUCGAUCACGCAGUCGCUCUGCCCCAAGAAACAAGGAAGAUGAUUUUGAGAUACAUCGCAAAGAAGACUCGGUUCUCAAGAAGCGACAGUACAGGUCAAAUCGAGACCCAUCAAGUUCAGAAGAUGAGGGACAAGCCCGUAACUUUACUGGUGACCAUAGAGGGGCUGGGUCUCCACGGCGUAGGUCACCCCCGCGUUAUAAGAGGUCUCCCUCACCACCCAGGCGGGGAAGGAGGUCACCCUCUCCUAGAUAUCGUCGCAGGUCACCCAGUCCCCGUCGACAUUCCCCAAGCCCAAGAUUUCAUAGGAGGUCCCCUAGUCCUCGUGGUAGGAGGUCUGUGAGUCCAAAGGGUAGCCCAAGAAUGCGAAGGUCACCAAGUCCCAGAGGCAGAAUGUCCCCAAACAUGAGAAGAGGCAGAUCACCAAGCCCUCGGAACAGAAGGUCUCCAAGCCCUAGAGGUCGAAGGUCCAUUACUCCAAGAGGGAGGAGAUCGUCCAGCAUUAGGGGAAGAAGAUCAGUCAGCCCAAGAGGAAGACGUUCGCCUAGUCCAAGAGGGAGGCGGUCAUCCAGUCCACGUAGACGGCCUAUGUCUCCUCCUCAGAGCAGAUAUCGCCGAUCACACUCGCGAUCACCAGUCCGUAAGAAGCAUGGCAGCGCAUCUCACUCUCCUCGAAGGGGUGGUCCUCCUCCCCCAGCAGCUGCAGACAAAAAACACAAUAUAAGCAAUGCUAGUCGACUGAUGCAGCUUGCCAAUUACUCAGCAGACACAAUCAAGGAAGUCCAAUAUAAGCUUACAAAGAAGAAUGAGAAUAAUCAUCCUGCUUCCGGCUCUGACGAAUCUGAUAGUGACGACGGCAGAAUGUCCCGUAGAGUUCCUAAGAGGAGAUCGCGGUCUGCAUCUGUUUCUCAGUCUCCACGGCAGAGGAGGAGAAUGGACUCGGGAUCAGUAGAUGGAUCAGAAGAGGAAGAAGAGGAUGAGGGAUCUUCAAGCAGAGAAUCAUCUCCUGUUGAAAAGAAAAAGAAGAAGAAGAAGAAGAAGCACAAGAAGAAGGAUAGCAGUAGUGAAUCUGAGGGAUCUGAAACUGAAGAAAAGAAGAAGAAAAAGAAGGAAAAGAAGAAGAAACACAAGAAACAUAAGAAGCAGAAGAAGCAUAAAAAACACAGACAUGAGGAGUCAGAGAGUGAAUCAGGAGAGAGCAUGGGAGGGGAAGAGUUGGAACGUAAGCUUCGAGAGAAGGCCCUCCUUUCCAUGAAGCGUCAAGAGAGAUCAUCUGCUGCUUCAGAGUCAGAAUAGAAAUAAAGUAGAUUUUGUACUCCCAGAUUUGCAGUGUGUAUGGCCAUACAGUGUUAAGCAGCAGUGUUGUUGUCUGUACAGAACUCCUGAGUGUGUAUGCAAAAGAGGAAUGUGUAUGGUCAUGCAAUGCCAAGCAGCUUUUGUGUUGUCAUGUACAUAACUGUGUGUCUGAAGAAUUAUUACAGAUUAAUGUAUGAUGCAUAGAAAUGCAAGUAUUCUUAUGUUGUAAAUGAAACUGGUAAAGUACUUAGUACUUAUUUGCUGCAUAAAGAAAUAUAAGUUUUGUGAUUUUACACUUUGGUAUACAAGAAUAUCAGUGAAAGGCCAAACAUUGUAUACAAAUUCUUUUUCUAAUUGGAGUCAAGUGUUUGAUAGAGUGUAAGGAAUAAGUAAAUAUUGACCUCAUGUAUGUAAAGUGCUGUAUAUGGAUAUUAUUGUACUGCAGUUUCUACUGUAAUGUUUACUUUCAUAAACUGUAGAAUUAUUGCUGAAAGAAAUUAUGAAAGUGAAAAAAAAAAUCCAUUUCAGCAAAAGAAACACAUUGAAAUGUAAGUGUUAUUAGGAAAUGUUAAAGAGUGAACUGAUUAUAUGGUCAAGUUAGUUGAAAGUUCUCAUUUGCAAUGCUGUGUACAGUAGAAACUUAAUGAAAAUGUGUUUUAUUGUCAUAACUGUAAUGCAGUAUUAUUAUAAAGGUUUCAACCCCUGUAAUUCACUUUGACCUCAAAUUUUGUAGGUCUUUAUUUUUUAUUAUUGUUAUGCAAGUACAAGAGAAUUGUAAUUAAUUCAUUUUUAGUUAUUGACUGCAUUUGUAAACCAUAUGCAAACAGGAUGAGGUGUUUGAGUUAGGUGUAAAAAAUAUGGUAUGGAAAAUAAAGAUUUUUUUAAUAGUAA
This is a messenger RNA of Penaeus indicus, 3779 nucleotides long. RefSeq names its product serine/arginine repetitive matrix protein 1-like (gene Srrm1). The transcript is spliced from 13 exons. The record is from RefSeq and is a predicted model, not a curated record. Gene Ontology annotation, biological process: regulation of mRNA splicing, via spliceosome; mRNA processing. The coding region runs from base 672 to 2888 and encodes 738 amino acids. Gene Ontology annotation, molecular function: RNA binding. NCBI's taxonomy places the organism in Eukaryota, Metazoa, Arthropoda, Malacostraca, Decapoda, Penaeidae. Gene Ontology annotation, cellular component: spliceosomal complex.